This is a messenger RNA of Macrosteles quadrilineatus (aster leafhopper), 444 nucleotides long. RefSeq lists its product as uncharacterized. NCBI's taxonomy places the organism in Eukaryota, Metazoa, Arthropoda, Insecta, Hemiptera, Cicadellidae. The transcript has a single exon. Bases 1 to 444 code for a protein of 147 amino acids. The record is from RefSeq and is a predicted model, not a curated record.
AUGUCUACUACUCAAGAAGGUAACUCCCUAGAACGAAUUACUGUGAAGAUUCCACAAUUUUGGCCAGCAGAUCCUGAGCUGUGGUUUGCGCAGGUCGAGACCCAAUUCUCCUUGGCUCGGAUCACAUCUGAUGAAACAAAAUUCUUUUAUGUUUGUGGAAAUCUUGAUGCUAAAUACGCUGCUGAAGUGAGAGACAUCCUCACAAGACCACCAACCGAGGGAAAAUACGAAAAACUGAAAACAGAAUUGAUACAACGCCUAAGCUCUUCACAGGAACAGAAGACCAGACGUCUCCUGGAACAUGAAGAAAUGGGAGAUCGAAAGCCCUCGCAGUUCCUCAGACAUCUUCGUGCUUUGGCUGGUACCGUUGUACCUGACACUGUGCUGAAAACUCUGUGGUUGAGUCGUCUGCCUUCAUCAACUCAAGCCAUUUUAGCAACAUAA